AUGUGGUCCUACUUCUUCGGUGGUAACGACAAGAACUCCUUUAAUAACUCCUCCUCCAAGAGCAAAGAGUUACCGAAAAAAGCUAUAAUAGAACUCAGGGAACAUAUCAAUCUCUUAACAAAGAAACAGUCCUUCCUAGAGACACAAAUAUUAAACCAAUCUAAUGAUGCUCGUGCCUUUUUGAACAAGGGCAAUAAGAUCCAGGCUAAGAAUUCAUUGAAGAAGAGGAAAAUUUACGAGAAUCAAAAGGAAAAGAUUGAUUCACAAAUUGAAUCAUUAGAACAACAAUUAUUCUCUAUAGAAUCUGCUAAUUUGAAUUUGGAAACAAUGAAGGCAAUGAAACAAGGUGCUAUGGCAAUGAAAACUAUUCAUAAGGGUAUAAAUAUUGAUAAAGUGGAUGAAACAAUGGAUGAAAUUAGAGAUCAAGUAGAAUUAAGUGAAGAAAUAAGUGAAGCCGUGUCAAGACCUGUGAUGACUUCAAUGAAUGAUAUUGAUGAGGAUGAAUUAGAUGAAGAAUUAGAUAUGUUGGCACAGGAAUCAAAUUUGAAUGAAUCUUUGAACGUGAAGGAACCAAUACCACAACAACAACAAAAGAAUAAAGUGGAACUACCAAAUGUCCCUAAUAAUAAGAUAGAAGAACCUCCAAAAGAACAAGAGGAGGAAGAAGAAGACGAGGAUGAAAGAGCUCUAAGAGAGCUACAAGCUGAAAUGGGGCUUUGA
Molecule: messenger RNA, 720 nt
Organism: Naumovozyma castellii
Lineage: Eukaryota; Fungi; Ascomycota; Saccharomycetes; Saccharomycetales; Saccharomycetaceae
Gene: SNF7
Product: ESCRT-III subunit protein SNF7
Exons: 1
Coding region: 1-720 (239 amino acids)
Source: RefSeq, a predicted model, not a curated record